Aureobasidium namibiae CBS 147.97 is the source of this 564-nucleotide messenger RNA. RefSeq lists its product as uncharacterized. The record is from RefSeq and is a predicted model, not a curated record. The transcript has a single exon. Lineage: Eukaryota; Fungi; Ascomycota; Dothideomycetes; Dothideales; Saccotheciaceae. The coding region runs from base 1 to 564 and encodes 187 amino acids.
AUGCAGCAAUCACAGUCUUCGGCGGUGCCGCCGCCAGAAUACACACGAAGGGAUCCAGCACCAUUGACACCAUCAACACUGCUGGGCUCCUCCCGGACGCCAUCUCAAGGCCCUUCUUCUCAUGUUCGCCCACAAUCUCAGACCCAGACGCAGCCUCAAAUACCAUCAUCGCAAGAACCUCACACCUCUACCCCUCCAACAUCCACAACAACCACUCCCUCCUACGCCCGCCCACCCUCACCAACCCCCAGCACCCAAACAACAGCCUCCACAAUCCUACCCUCAUACGCAGACUCCGGCAGCUACAAAGGCUUCCCCAGCGAAGCCGCUUACAUCGCCGCAUUGACUGAAUGGGCCGAGCACAAGAAAUACAUUCAACCCAGUGAAGAAGCACAAUCGCUGUCUGGAUUCUUUGGGUACAAGACUAUGGAGGAAUAUAGUGAAAGAGGCGGCGAGGCAAAGGCGGCGAGGAAACAGAGUCAAAGUGGAGGGGAAAGAGGAGGAGUUUUGGGAUUCCUGAAGAGGAUGGCGAAGAAGGACGAGGGGGGUGGGCAUGGGGAGUGA